AUGACGGUUGUUACGUCAUUUCCGGCAGCAGUCGCCCUUUCCGCCAGUUCGGCUGCGCUACCGGCGCGUCUCUUUAGCCCGGUGGUCACCGGCGCGACGACGGCGGUAGGCCCGGCUGCGCGGACGACCAAUCGCGCCGUACGACUAGUGGGGGUGCCGGUCGCGUCGCGACAUUGUGGGAGGGGAGGGUUCUCCGCUGUGGAGCAGCGCGACGCAGGGGGCCGCAGCGCCGCGAGUUCUCCGUCAGAGAGCCGGCAGCCCGCAACGCGAGUGUUGCUGCCGAGCUUCGAUAUAAUCGAGAGGCCGCAAGCACUGUGUGAGAGAGAAUCGUCGCCGUCGCCGUCACCGUUGCCGCCGCCGUCGCUGCUGCCGUCGCCGCCGCCGUCGCCGCCGCCGUCGCCGCCGCCGUCGCCGCCGUUGUCGUCACCGUCGUCGUCAUCGUCACCGUCACCGUCGCCGUCAUCGUUAUCAUUGCUGUCAUCGUCACCGUCAUCGUCAUCAUUGCUGUCACCGUCAACGUCGUCGCCGAGAGCGACAGCUCAGCAGCCGCGGCGGAGCGCGAACGGGACGAGAAGCGGGCCGGGCCUGGUCCCACUCUGAGAGAGCAGACGAAGGGACCGACACACGGCUCUCGGAGACGAGCAGUCUUCGGUGCACGCGCGCCUCUUCAUCAUCUUGAGGGACACCUCGCGCGCAGCCCGUUCCUCAAGGGCGCCGUCACCGUCCGCCCUGCACCGCGGCAGCAGCGGUCCUCCGGGAUACCCGGAAGUCGGAACCCGGUUGAGGCUACCCGGCUCGAGGAACCUAGAAUAUAUUGCUGGAGGGUGUAACGAGUAACCAGCAG
Molecule: messenger RNA, 844 nt
Organism: Harpegnathos saltator (Jerdon's jumping ant)
Lineage: Eukaryota; Metazoa; Arthropoda; Insecta; Hymenoptera; Formicidae
Product: proline-rich receptor-like protein kinase PERK9
Exons: 3
Coding region: 1-600 (199 amino acids)
Source: RefSeq, a predicted model, not a curated record